AUGGCGAUUUUGAGGUAUCUGGCUCGUAAAUACAAAGUGGCCGAUCACUGGUAUGCGGACGACCUGAAGGUCGUAACGCUGCGACGGACGGGAAAGCCGAUGGACGAAGCCGAACUGACCGAAAAAAUCGAGAGAUUCGACAAGUCUCUCAGAACAAUCGAGAAGGUGUUUCUAAUUGAGGACAAGGAGUAUGUUGCUUCGGAGGAAAUCAACAUCGCCAAUAUAUGCUCUGAUGCAAGUCCUUCCACGAGGACCGACGUGCUGGCCAACCACCCAAAACUCGCUGCCUGGAAGGAGAGAGUUGAGCAGCGACUCCGCCCGGACUACGACGAUGUUUUUAAGGAUCUCUUUGAGUUUGACGCCAAAACCUAA
Molecule: messenger RNA, 372 nt
Organism: Acanthaster planci (crown-of-thorns starfish)
Lineage: Eukaryota; Metazoa; Echinodermata; Asteroidea; Valvatida; Acanthasteridae
Source: RefSeq, a predicted model, not a curated record